AACCCGGAAACGCGAGGCUCGAGCCAGCUGCGCGAGCGCUUCAGGAGGAGGGAGGGCGGUGGCCGAGGCUCGCUUGGCUGCGCUCCCCGCCCCUCGGAGGCCGGCCCUCCAGCGCUCCCCCAAGGUCCACAGCGCUUGCGGGUACUGAGCGCUCAAGCCGCCGGCCCCGACCUGGGCCCAGCAGCUUCCCAGGCCAGCACCCGUAGUGGAGGGAAGAGCCGCCUUGGGGAGGAGGGAAAGGGACCUGGGGGCGGCCACGGCAGGUGAGGGGUGGGCGAGGCCCUGGGAAGCGGGGGAUGUGGGUGUGUGACGCGUUUGUGGCUGCAGGGUUAACCUCCAUUUCAGCUAAUCAUGGGAGAGAUUAAAGUCUCUCCUGAUUAUAACUGGUUUAGAAGUACAGUCCCCCUUAAAAAGAUUAUUGUGGAUGAUGACGACAGUAAGAUCUGGUCGCUCUACGAUGCCGGCCCCAGAAAUAUCAGGUGUCCUCUCAUAUUUCUCCCUCCCGUCAGCGGAACUGCUGAUGUGUUUUUCCGGCAGAUUUUGGCUUUGACUGGAUGGGGUUACCGGGUUAUAGCUUUGCAGUAUCCAGUUUAUUGGGACCAUCUUGAAUUCUGUGAUGGAUUCAGAAAACUUUUAGACCAUUUACAGUUGGAUAAAGUUCAUCUCUUUGGGGCUUCUUUGGGAGGCUUUUUGGCCCAGAAGUUUGCUGAAUACACUCACAAAUCUCCCAGAGUCCAUUCUCUCAUCCUCUGCAAUUCCUUCAGUGACACUUCUAUCUUUAACCAAACAUGGACUGCAAACAGCUUUUGGCUGAUGCCAUCAUUUAUGCUCAAAAAAAUAGUUCUUGGAAACUUUUCAUCUGGCCCAGUGGACCCUAUGAUGGCUGAUGCCAUUGAUUUCAUGGUGGACAGGCUGGAAAGUUUGGGGCAGAGUGAACUGGCUUCAAGACUUACCCUGAAUUGUCAAAAUUCUUAUGUGGAACCUCAUAAAAUUCGGGACAUCCCUGUGACCAUCAUGGACGUGUUUGACCAGAGUGCACUUUCAACUGAAGCUAAAGAAGAAAUGUACAAACUGUAUCCUAAUGCCCGGAGGGCUCACCUGAAAACAGGAGGCAAUUUCCCAUACCUGUGCAGAAGCGCAGAGGUGAAUCUCUAUGUACAGAUACAUUUGCUGCAAUUCCACGGAACCAAAUAUGCGGCUAUUGACCCAUCGAUGGUCAGUGCUGAGGAACUCGAGGUGCAGAAAGGCAACCUUGGCAUCAGUCAGGAGGAGCAGUAGCUGUUAGUGUUGGCUGUUAGUGAUGAGGGAUCCAGUGUGUUCAUACAAUCAGUGACAUCAGUGCCCACCAGUCGGCCUCUCUCUUCGGUUCGUCAGGUUCACCGGUUAUCACUGUGUUUGGAACUAGGACUGAUUGUCAUCUUCGUGACAGGCGGCAGCUCUUCUAAGCCAGUGUUAACUAUUCCCUCUUCAGUUUUUUUAGCUUUUGAACUUAAAGAAGUACUUUUGAAGAUUCCCAUUUUAAGAAUUGUGAAAAUUUUGCUACCAAAAAAAGUCUUCACCACUGUGUUGUUAAGUGAAUGUUAGUUUCUGAAUUUGGGGAUUCUGUGGAUUUUUUUCCUUUCUUUUCUUCCUUUCUUUCUUUCUGUUAUUUGCUGUAAAUGCUGCACAUCCACAUUGUGUAUCAGAAGGACAUUGAUAAGUUAUAACCAAGAAAGCAUAAAAAUAACCAGAGUGCCAAGGCUGUCACCCACUGUUUGCUCUCCUGCAAAUGAACUACUUCUAAUUUCCAGUUAAGCAAAUUGUUUUCAGUUUUGGCUGUUGUCUGUCUUUCUACCCAUUACAGUCUUUGGAAUAAAAAUUCAAUUUGA
Balaenoptera ricei (Rice's whale) is the source of this 1868-nucleotide messenger RNA. It is a transcript of the gene SPG21, whose product is annotated as SPG21 abhydrolase domain containing, maspardin. The coding region runs from base 352 to 1278 and encodes 308 amino acids. Gene Ontology annotation, cellular component: cytosol; trans-Golgi network transport vesicle. The transcript is spliced from 9 exons. Lineage: Eukaryota; Metazoa; Chordata; Mammalia; Artiodactyla; Balaenopteridae. The record is from RefSeq and is a predicted model, not a curated record. Gene Ontology annotation, molecular function: CD4 receptor binding.